Messenger RNA from Microbotryum saponariae, 2701 nucleotides. Lineage: Eukaryota; Fungi; Basidiomycota; Microbotryomycetes; Microbotryales; Microbotryaceae. The record is from the annotation of a GenBank genome assembly.
AUGCUCUCGUCAACACGGACGACGUUGCUCCGUGCGAGUCAUCAGACACGCCUCGGUGGCUCCUCCGCCCGUGCCCGCCUCGUGCGCUCAUCGCCUCUCUCGGCCUCGCGCUCGAUCGUCGUACCUCGGUCAAGCGACCCCGUCGUCUCCGCCCUCACUUCCCGCACCCUGUUCACCUCCUCCAAACCUCGCCCACCAGGUUGGAAACCUCUCUACCGUCGUCGACCGGUCCUAUUCACCUGCCUCGCCCUUCCCACGACCUUGAUCGUCUCCGUCGUAGUGAUCGGUGCCGGUCUGUUGGCGUACGAUGCUUCGACUUAUCAGGAGAAACAUGUCAAGAACGUCAAUGUCGAUCCGUUGGCGUUGAGUCCUCAUAGGGGUGGGAAGAAGGAUCUCAAGAUCGCCGAAGUGUUGAUUGAUGAUACGGUCGGUCACACCCGAGGGGCGCAAGAGGGUCGAGUGGGGUUCGUGCAAAGAGAGAAUCCAGUCACUGAUGGUGCGAAAUAUGGGUUCACUCUUUCAGGACGAUGAUAAACAUACGAGAUCGUCCAAGAAACAGAGGUUGGUCAUCGUAGGGGGUGGAUGGGGCGUGAGUACUGCUGCUCCACAAGAAAACGCGACCCCAUAUCUGAGAGCCCCCUCCUUCAAUCACACCUCAUUCAGGGCGUAGGCGUCUUGAAACAUCUCGAUCCGGAUCAAUGGCACGUCACCGUCGUCGCACCCGAGAAUUACUUUUUGUUUCACCCUCUUUUGCGUGAGUGGCAACAGUUCACACCAAACCUGGCGAAUUUUCGCAGGUCGUUUUUCGCUGAAACACCUAGAAUGUCUGCCUGGACUUCUCACAGCCUCCGCAACGGUCGGUACGGUCGAAGUGAGGUCCUUGGUCGAGCCGUUGAGGAAGAUCAUCGCUCGCGUCAGUGGGCAUUACCUUCAAGCAAAGUGAGUGUCCUUGCAGCCGAGGCAUGGAAGCCUGCUGGGGAGCUGAACUUUUGACUAUGACAUUGGUGGAAAAGGGCCGUCGAUGUCGAUUUUUCGGAACGUUUGUUGGAGGUGCAGGGUCAUGGACAAGAAAACUUUUACCUUCCGGUGAGUCGAUUGAUGUAGUGUAGACAAGACCUAGAGCGAUGCUGAAUCUGACUCUCGCCUCAACAGUACGAUCGCCUGAUCAUCGCCUGCGGUUCCGUCAACGCGAGUCACGGCGUCCCCGGUCUCGAACACUGCCACCAACUGAAAACGGUCUCGGACGCUCAAGGGAUCCGAAGAAGGGUGAUGGACAACCUCGAGAAGGCGUGCUUGCCCGAAACCGAACAGGAAGAACGCGAACGAUUGUUGAGUUUCGUCGUUUGCGGCGGUGGACCGACGGGAGUUGAAUUUGCGAGUGAACUGUUUGAUAUGAUCAACGAGGAUGUGCUCAACUGUGAGCGUUGACGUGGAGGGCGAAUUGGUUCGUGACGACGGGACUGACCAUCGUCUCUCCGCCUGCAGUCAUGCCCAAGAUCUUACGCGACCAAGUAUCGGUGCACAUCAUCCAAUCGCGUGAUCACAUCCUCAACACGUACGCCGAGACGAUCUCGCAAUUCGCCGAAACCAAGUUCUCACGAGACGAAAUCGAUACCAUCCUCAAUGCGCGCGUCAAAGAGGUCAAACCGGAUCAAGUGAUCUAUACGACCAAGGGUCCGGAUGGGAAGCUGAUUGAACAUAGCGUCAAGAGUGGUUUCACGUUGUGGUCAACUGGGAUCGGUGAGCACACUUUCUUUGCCAUGAGGUUUUGGCUUUGAGCAAGUGUGAAGACUGACUUACCAAGGAUGUAUUGGGUCAUAGCGAUGAACCCUUUCACCGAACGCGUCGCUUCCUUGCUUCCGAACCAAUACCACAAGCAUGCGCUCGAGGUCGAUUCUCAUCUUCGAGUGAUUGGCGCUCCAUUGGGAACGGUUUAUGCUCUAGGCGAUUGUGCGACGAUCGAGACGAGGUUGGUCGAUCGUUUGUUGGAGAUGGUCGAGAGAUGCGAUGAGGAUCAUGAUGGGAGCAUCAAUGAUGCCGAAUUUAAAAAGAUGAUGAAGGUGCGCCUCUCCGGCAAAUGGUAUUUUUGUUCGUUGAGGCUGAUCGUAGACUGUUUUGGUCGUGGCACAGAUGGUGAACCGCAAGUUCCCUACCGCGCAAAUCCACGUCGACAAGAUCCAAGACAUUUUUGACAAAUACGCGCGCAGCGACAAGACGUUAGGGAUGAACGAGUUGGCCGAGAUGUUCAUCAACAUCUCGCAAAAGAUGACGAACCUGCCCGCGACCGCUCAAGUCGCGAAUCAACAGGGGGUGUAUUUGGGGAAGAAGUUUAGCAAGAUCGCCAAGGUCGGACACGAGGCGGCCACGAUCAAUGGGGUGUAUGAUGAUCCGGAUGACAUGUUGUACCAGCCUUUCAAGUACCGUAAUCGUGAGCCUGCGCAGAAUGCCUAUUCAACGAGCGUGUUUACUCAAUUCUGACCACUGUCUCUUUCCACGCCUGUCAACAGUCGGCUCCCUCGCCUACGUCGGCAAUUCUGCCGUCUUUGACCUGAACGGCUACAACUUUGCCGGGGGUUUGGUCGCCAUGUACCUGUGGAGGUCGGUGUAUUGGUCCGAACAAGUUUCGACGAGGACGAGGGUGCUGUUGAUGCUCGAUUGGAUCAAGAGAGGCAUCUUUGGCAGGGAUUUGUCAAAGUUCUGA